GGCGCUAGAAAGAAUUCAGUUUUGCAGCCUGUACUCUUUGGUUGGAGCACCGACUAUUGGAGCGUCGGAGUAAGCUAGGCCUGGGCUUAGACACCCAAAACAUGACAGAACCAUUAAUAAAGAAGUUAGAAGAUUCUCUUAGUGCUCUCAGAAACAAUUUGAAAAAGUUUAAAGAUAUAGAGCGAUGUCUUCAAGAAUCCAAAGAAGUAAUGUUAAAGGAGAAGAUGUUGGAAGUUGAUGUUGCCAGCAGUGUGUCAACUGCUAGAAACCAGCUUAGUGAAAACUCAAAGAAAGUAUUUGAUCAAGCAUACCCUCUGUUGCAAGAAAUAUAUAAACAGAAGCUGUUAGUUUUGGAACUUGAUGAGCAAACAUUCAUUCAGAAAGCCCAUAUUGAGAAAAAACGUAUUCUUAAGAAAAAACACCAGCAUCAGAUAGUAAAGACUGAUGAUGCACCUACCAAUACACUGGUGAAAUGGUGGACAGAAAUGCAGAUGAAAGAGAAUGAUGCAGAUGUUGAUGGGGAAUAUUUAUCCAGUAGACUGUUCUACAAUGCAAGAUAUCAAGAUGAACCAAAUGCAGAUAAUGGUGUAGAGAUGUUGUCUUUUUCAACCCGAUACAGGGGGUUCUGUGUCAAUGUUCAAUUCUUGCAUAAUAGGAAUGGCCAUUCAUUUCACAGUGGCUUGAUUUACCAUGUAACCUCUGACCUUCAUGUGACCCACCUGCAACAAGAGGCUGUCAGACACUUAACCUCUGGUGACAGUGCAAGAGAGUUUGUUACGGAAGUCAUUUGGAAAUAUUUGGAUGAUGAGCUCUUUCCAAUGUUGUAGCAUUUGAUAUCGGGUGCUGCAGAGUUAUGUUGUACAUAAACUACUGGGUUUUGUAGCAUCGGAUGGUGUAGCAUCCAGUGUUGGAGAACUGGAUGGUGUAGCAUUCGGUGUUUGAGCAUUGGAUAUUGUAGCAUUGGUCAGGAUAUUGUAGCUUCAUGUGUUACAACAUCUGAUGCUGUAGCAUCAGGUGUUGUUGGCUGGAAGCUGUUGUAGCAUUAGUUGUUGUGGCAUUGAACGCUGCACUACUGAUGUAUCAUUAAUCAUGAUGUAGCAGUAUGAUGGGUUUAAAUCAUGGAAUGAUGUAGUCUCAGUACAGUACCUUGAUGUGCAAUUGGAUGCUUUAUAGCAUCAGGCAUUGAAAUAUUGGAUGUUGUGUUGUACCCAAAUAUCAACAAAAAACAUGGACAGAAUAACAAAAGUUAGAUGUCUUAUUUUAAUAGUAUUCCUUUUUAUGGGAAAAACAAUUAAUUUAAUACAUUAAUUUACUAUAAUCUAUUGACAAGCACAGCAAUUAAUCUUUGAUGAUGUCAUAUGUCACAUGAUUCCAAUAGAAGCACACACUUAGUAUAAUCAAAUUGGUUCAGCAUAAAUAACAUUUGGUAUGAACAAUUGCACUUAAAUUUUUUUUUAUACAUUCAGCUAUAGUUAAAACCAUAUAUAUAUUUACAUGGUUUAAUAGAGAAAUACACUAUUAUUUGUAAGUACUGGGUUAGAGGGAAGCUAAGAUAAUAUUAAAUUAUUUGGAUCUUGUGCACACACUGAUGUCAUAGCAACUGGUUGACUGAAUAAGGAGUAAGAAAAUCUGGAAGUUUUGAUUUUAAAAUAAUACAUCCACAAUCACGUAAUUUACUAAGAAAUGUGAGACUGAUUCAUCGAACAGGAAGACAUAUUAUAAACCAUACUUCACUAAUGUUUGAUUAAACAAAUAAAAGAACAUAAUUA
Anneissia japonica is the source of this 1769-nucleotide messenger RNA. RefSeq lists its product as uncharacterized. The record is from RefSeq and is a predicted model, not a curated record. Bases 102 to 827 code for a protein of 241 amino acids. The transcript is spliced from 6 exons. Lineage: Eukaryota; Metazoa; Echinodermata; Crinoidea; Comatulida; Comatulidae.